Synchiropus splendidus (mandarinfish) is the source of this 5751-nucleotide messenger RNA. RefSeq names its product fibroblast growth factor 4B-like. Bases 269 to 913 code for a protein of 214 amino acids. Gene Ontology annotation, biological process: cell differentiation; regulation of cell migration; positive regulation of protein phosphorylation. The transcript is spliced from 3 exons. The record is from RefSeq and is a predicted model, not a curated record. Gene Ontology annotation, molecular function: growth factor activity; fibroblast growth factor receptor binding. NCBI's taxonomy places the organism in Eukaryota, Metazoa, Chordata, Actinopteri, Syngnathiformes, Callionymidae. Gene Ontology annotation, cellular component: cytoplasm.
GAGCCGUGAGGGCGAGCGCGUGUGUCGGUGAGCGCGCGCGAGAGAUACGGGCUCGCGGGGGAGCUGCGAAACAUGGUGAUCGCCGCCAUCUGCGUCUCCAUCCGCUCCAGCUCCGCCGCGCUCUCUCCUCCUCCACCGCCACGCUCGGGGUUCAUGAUCCGCGCGCCCAGAAUAGCCCGCAGCCGUCAUGCCGAAGCAAGGAAAACAAGACGCGCGGUAUUUUUAGCCUCGUUAAUUUCCACCACGUGGCCGUUUGAGGGUAAACCGGAUGGCUCGGAGGCUCCUCGGCAGUAUGUCCUGCGAGGCCGCCACGCCGCCGCACCGGACGCCGCCGCCGCCGCCGCUGCUGCUGCUGCUGCUGCUGGCCUCGCUGCUGGAGGUGGGGACGGGGAUCCCGCUGCCGAGCAGCAGCAGCAGGACCAAUGCCACGCUGCUGGAGAGACGGUGGGAGACGCUGUUCUCCCGAUCCGUGCUGGGGGUCUCCGGGGAGAAACCGGAGCAGAGCUGGGAGAGUGACUACCUGCUGGGCAUCAAACGGCUCAGGAGGCUCUACUGCAAUGUUGGGAUCGGCUUCCACCUGCAGGUUCUCCCCGACGGCAGGAUCAGCGGUGCCCACGAUGAGAACCAGUACAGUCUGCUGGAGAUCUCCACGGUGGAAAGAGGAGUGGUGAGCCUUUACGGGGUGAAGAGCGAGAUGUUCGUAGCAAUGAACAGCUGGGGGAGGUUAUAUGGAACGACAGUUUUCCAAGAGGAGUGCAAGUUCAGGGAGAGUUUCCUCCCAAACAACUACAACGCCUACGAGUCUCUGGCGCACAGAGGCUCCUACAUCGCACUCAGCAAGCACGGACGCACAAAGCGGGGCAACAAGGCCACCACUGCCAUGACUGUUACGCACUUCCUGCCCCGAAUAUGAUGAGCACAGACUGGCAAUAACCAACCGAUUUGCACAUGUGGAUUAUAACCCAGGUAAAAUUUAUAUCGCAGAAAACAUGGGACUGAAGGAGAAACUCAAUAUUUAUUCAUCUUGUACUAUGUAUAUUUGGCUGGAUUAUGUUGUUUUGGACGAUCUUUGCUGCUUUUAUGUUUUUCAUUUUUUCAUUGUGAUAAAUUGAAGAGGCUUGAUAGCGAGCAGAUAUAUAUCACCGAUCUUCCAGUUACUAGGGUGCUUGUUUGACUUCCUCCCCUGUUGGAGGCUGUUGGUUAACCUUAAUGGAAUUCACAAUACCUCAUGUCCUGGAUGGAAGAUAUAGAAAGACAUGUGCACAUGGAGUUUCUCCUGAGAACGUGUGAGUGAGUCUCUGCCAGGGCAAAUGUGCUGACGACCUUUAAUGUGCUGAUGUUUUCCUUUCCUUGCUUUGUCAUGAGGUGGUGGUGGUGGUGGUGCCUUGAAUUCCUUCUGAUGCCCCCCCCGCCCUUCUUUUCCAUGCAUGCGAGAAAUGUGUUGCUUGGGCCAGGAAUAGGACUGAAAUGUAACUCAUCACUCCCUCAGACUCACUAAGGUCUUUAGCCCAAUUCCAAGAGAGCCGGAGCUUCCUCACUUUUUAUUCCCGUCCAUAACUAGAGCAAUUUAGAAAGCGAGACACGACGCAGCCGCUUCCGAGUCAAAUGAUCAUUUAGAUCCUGGAGAUCCUUUAACAACCCCAGUUUUAAUUUCAAACGGCUUCUGAGGCAGCACAAUGUCCGAAUACACAUCAGGGAUUCCGGGCUUAAGUCAGCAGGCAGUGGAAGAAGGUGCAAUAGUAGCAUAGAAUACACCACCGUUGGUUACAUGUCACCAUUUCUAUAAGCUCAAAGAAAUGUCUCCACCAAAUGAAAACACAUACAGUAUGUUGAGCAACUUUAGUCCCCUAUUCUGGGGUGAUAUUACGUUGGUAGUUCCAGUCACUUUUGGGGACAAUCAUUCACAAUAAUGAUGGGCUUCAUGAAACAGUGUCUUCAUUUCAGACGCCACACACACUCUGCUCCAUAAUCUAAUAAAGACCAUUUUCAUCACGUUAUUCUAACCAAGAGCGCCACCAAAUGGGCUGUGGACACUGUUUCACGGUGGUAGGUAGAUGAGGUUUCAUGAAACAGUGUCUAGGUUUUUAGAGGCCACCAGUUGGCACUGUUUGCUGUAAAAUGUUUGGACUUAACAAAUUCAAACCUCAUGUAAUUUGUAACAUCGAGAGGCCUCUGAAUAUGAGGACACUGUUUCACUAACCCUGCAAUACUGUAUCAAGAUACCUCUAGUGAUGAACAUAUGAGGCUUCAUGAAACAGUUUCUAUUGGUUUAAAAGUGGUUUUUUUUUCAACGGUUGUUCAAAUCUUAAGGUUUUAGAGCAGAGAGCGCCAUCUUGUGGCCUCUGAAAAUAUGGACACUGUUUCAUGAAACCUCGCCCAUCUUUAUUCCGUGGAAUCAUUUUAAGACCUAUAGUGGCUCUACGUUUGAAUUCAUUUCGGAAGUGAUGAGUAGCUAGACGAGGCAGUGGCAACCUCGGGACGUAGCCAUGUGUGACUGCUUGGCCAUGCAACAGUACCGUGCCUAAGUUCACCUCUUCUAGUGCCAGAGCUCAAGCUGUGUGCCGUGCUUGAUAAAGAAACACAACAGUAACUUGAACCACGGGAGCUGCUGACAAUCCGACAGUCAGAGCUAGUUGUUUUACUUCCACUGCCCUCUACAGAUAUUUACUUGACACUGCAAUCCAUCCUGCAGAUAUUACGUCAGCAAUGACUUUAUUAGACGUCAUGUCUUGUGUUUGAAGUAGUUAUGUGAAUGUAUGUGAGUUUAUUUACUUUUCUUUGUAUAUGUACAAGGCACUUUCAAAUGGGUUGCUGUUAUUAACUGUGUUAAAUGGAGUCGCUGGAAAUGGCUUAUGAAGCGUCUUCCCUCUGUUUUGGCACUUGGUUGGUGGUUCUGUCAAUGCCAACAGGGGCCCUCUCACUGUAUUCACGAGGGCCAGGCUGUACUGAAAACCUUACUUCAAAUGUGAGAAGACGUGGUUGGCUGGUAGCAACUUUGUAUGCAGCGAAUGGUUUAUUAACUUUUGUUGGUUUGAGAAACCAGUCGACUACAGCUGUUGCUGCAAAAAAAGGUUGGGUUUCAGCACCAAAUACUUGAAUACACUUUGGUUACUUUAUGAGGCGAUAUAUUGCUUCCAGGACCUGCUGUAUAGGAGUCAGUUUUCAUUUAUUGAAAUAUGUAUUUAUCUGCUGACAUAUACAUACAGUUGGUCCUCUGUUUCAUGCUUGUGUGUGUGUGGAGGGUGGAAACACAACCAGAUGUGGUCGAAACCUGUUGUCAAUUUCCCAUCUUUAUCCUAAAUGGUGUCUUAAAUGAAACCACAUACUACAAUCACUGUCUUGUCAUGAGCAGGAAAUCCUUCGUACGUCAUGCAAAAAUAGGUUGAAUCAGGGGAGCAAUCGUGAAAUGGAACGGUCAGUGAGCAAAUGGACGUGCGAGGUGGUCGAAAUACACUUGGACGUCCACUUUCUGAUACCAUGCCAUUGAGGACAGAGGAGCUGAAGCUGCAGACACUCUUGUUUCCUUUCAUUUUUUUUUACCAUUUUCAGAUUCAUUGUUGACAUUAAAGAUCUAGGGAUGCGCCGAUCCAACAUUUAUGGUCCUGACACCGAUGCCUGGGCUUUGGGUAUUGACCGAUACCGAAUCCAGUGUUAGCUGUGGGAUAACACUGAGUAAAAACGGCGUUUUGCACAUGUUGCAUGUCAUUCCCACAUGGCCGAGUUGAGAAACUGCUGUUAGCUGCUGCCAUGUUGUUAUUCUGACCGGCCCCGCGUGUGACGUCAACGUCAGCACUAAACAUAGAGUUUAAAUGUCAAGAUCGGCCCUUUUUCACCGAUACCCAAUCCCAUUUGAAGAGACUGGAUCGGUCAAUACCUGAUACCAGGAUCAGGAUUGUUGCAUCCCUAUAAAGAUCACAGUGCCAGCUUAAACACUGCAGUCCUCAUGGGUCUCACUAUUUUGAGGUCAACCGGUUUUUGGUGGACGUUUUCAAGCACUUGCGGGUAACUGAGAAUGACUCAGCGUUCUGGCCCCCGGGCCUCGAGUUUGACUUUUGAAAAGGCACUUGAAAUUGAUGUUGAAUUCCUUAGCAAUACUGGAAAGCACAGAUCAACUCAGUCUUCAGUGGCAUGUACACGAUCAUGUGACACAAAGCUGAGUGUAGUUUACUUUGAAAGUAACAGUAGCAAUAGUGGCAUCAAUCCUUUUCUGUGAUCACAGAGCUUUAAAUGUAGCUGAGGAAUCAAAUACUCAAGACAUAAAGGAGGUGAUGACUUUUCAUUCAAUUAAUUUAAUUGAAUUUUAAUAUAAAAUUGUAUUUUUCAGAUGGUAUAAUCCAGUAAUUUAUCAUUUCAGUGAGAAUCAGAAGUGUGUGCACAUUUUAUAGUCGAGGUGUGGAUGAUGUGGUUGUCAAAACAAGCACUUAUUUAUAUGAUAACACAUAAUCUAUUGGGUCUUUGGCCACCCAAAGUGCCAACGUCUUUCGUUUGUGAAGGUGUUUUUGCAUGUUGUCGUUGUUGUUAUGAAGCAAAAGGAGGUUGUAUGAUGUCGCUGUAUCGGAGGAAGGUUGCUAAUAAAAUUGUUGUUCAUCUUCAUGAAAAUAUGAAUUUUGCUAUUGGACGCCUGAAAGGGCCACCUUACGGGACAAUUGAAUGAACACCAUUUAUUACAAUUGUGUCAGUUGGCAGGGAAGGUGUGUGUGAGCCAGCAGCCAUUGUGUCUCUCUCAGCGUUCUAUUCCUGCACUGAGAGACAAGUGCUUCCCCCCAAACUCCUCCUGUUUUGUAGACAUAUACCUCACCUUCUGCCUUAGUUCUGAGGAUUGAAAUGAUUGUACAUUGAAACAUCUCCAAUCAUUGCUUCUGGACAAAGAAAAAAAAAACAAAAAACAGGUAACGAAUAAGUAAAAUAAUAUAUUACAAAUGGUUUUCCUUUUAUUUUUCUAAGUAUGUGCUGUGCACAGCAGUCGAUUGUACUACUAUGAUAACAAUAAAAGAGGAUUUAUAGAAACUGGUGUCAUAGUGGUUCCUGUUCUCCAAAAUACAUAAAAAAAAAAUCAUUUUGAGAUGCAAUAAUUUAUGAUAUGGCGCCCUCGAAUGGCAGCUAUGUAAAACACAAGAGCUAACCAUCCGCCACCGUCAGAGCCUGACAUGCACCAUGGAUGGAACUGUUGCAUUUAAAAAAAAACUUUCUGGCUCAAUGCUUUUGUGCAUUUUAAGGUACUCCUCUAUGGACUAUGAAGAAAAUCUUAAACUCAUCGGCAGCAGUUGAUUUCAAACCCAAAAUAGAUAAAGCAAAAACCAAACAAUAUGUUCAGUCUUUCUUAGCACCAUUUUUUUUUAAUCUCCGAAAUUCUAGCUUUGCAUUUAAAAUAAUUUCUUCACUUCACAUGGACCAACAAUGCCAGACAAGACGUUUUUAACAUUCGACACAAUACUCUUCAGUAUCCAUCCACCUCCUCUGCUCCAACCGGGUCAGAUGCAGAGAAGUCCACGUCUUUAUCCCCUCCAGGCUUGACUACUAUUACAAGACAUUUCAAUUGCUAUUACUGUCACCUGCCUUCAGACAGUGUCAUAGAUCCCCAGCAGUGCUGCCAGGAUCAUGACCUUCAACAAGUCACCACUCUGGUAUGAAUGAAUAAUGCACAACAAAGCCCUGCGGCUCACUUGCAUCACUGUGUGUGCAGUCUCACCUCAAGGAGCCUGGAUACUAGUCUCCUCACAGCAGGCCACCAAGCUGUGUUCGCUCCAGAUA